Molecule: messenger RNA, 1779 nt
Organism: Eremothecium sinecaudum
Lineage: Eukaryota; Fungi; Ascomycota; Saccharomycetes; Saccharomycetales; Saccharomycetaceae
Gene: PAP1
Product: polynucleotide adenylyltransferase PAP1
Exons: 1
Coding region: 1-1779 (592 amino acids)
Cellular component (GO): nucleus
Molecular function (GO): RNA binding; poly(A) RNA polymerase activity
Source: RefSeq, a predicted model, not a curated record
AUGAGUCAGCAGAAAGUUUAUGGUGUGACAGGCCCAAUAUCAACAGAUGGGCCUACUGCGGCGGAAAAUAAGUUGAAUGAUGAGUUGAUCCAAGAGUUAAAGAGAGCUGGGACCUUUGAAUCAGAGGAAGAAACGGCAAAUAGAGUAAAAGUAUUGGAAGUAUUACAACAAUUGGCCCAGGAAUUUGUGUUUAAGGUAUCUAGGAAGAGAAACAUGUCUGAAGGUAUGGCCAGGGAUGCUGGUGGUAAAAUCUUCACGUUUGGAUCUUACAGAUUAGGCGUACAUGGCCCAGGUUCUGAUAUUGAUACAUUAAUAGUAGUUCCAAAGCACGUUACGAGGGAAGAUUUCUUUACUGUGUUUAAUGAUAUUUUAAGGUCGAGACCGGAGCUGGAUGAAAUUGCCCCUGUUCCAGAAGCUUUUGUGCCUAUUAUUAAGAUAAAAUUCAGCGGUAUAUCAAUUGACCUUAUUUGCGCACGCUUGGAUAUCCCACAAGUGCCAUUGAACUUGUCGCUAAGCGACAAGAACUUAUUAAGAAACCUCGAUGAAAAGGAUUUAAGAGCGCUAAAUGGUACCAGAGUUACUGACGAGAUAUUAGAAUUGGUACCAAAACCGGCCGCCUUUAAGGUUGCGUUAAGAGCUGUGAAAUUAUGGGCACAGAAUAGAGCUGUGUAUGCUAAUGUUUUUGGAUUUCCCGGAGGUGUUGCUUGGGCUAUGCUUGUUGCUAGAAUUUGUCAACUCUACCCCAAUGCUUGCAGUGCUGUAAUUAUUGCCAGAUUUUUUCACAUUUUAACAAGAUGGAACUGGCCACAGCCGGUUCUUUUAAAACCAAUUGAAGAUGGGCCAUUGCAGGUGCGUGUUUGGAAUCCAAAAAUUUAUUCACAAGACAGGUCACACAAGAUGCCUGUUAUCACGCCUGCAUAUCCGUCGAUGUGCGCCACCCACAAUAUAAGUGAAUCAACGAAAAAAGUUAUUUUAAGUGAACUACAAAGAGGUAUUGAGGUAACUACAGAUGUAUUUUCAAACAAGAAAACGUGGGCGGAUUUGUUUCAAAAGCAUGACUUCUUCUAUAAAUAUAAAUUCUACCUCACAGUCAUGGCCUCUACUAAGGGAACUGAUGAGCAGCAUCUAAAAUGGAGCGGACUGGUCGAGAGUAAGUUAAGGCUAUUGGUACAAAAACUCGAAGUUCUAUCUGGUAUUAACUUGGCUCAUCCAUACACCAAACCAUUUGAGUCGACAUAUGCUUACGAUACUGAAGAACAGUAUAAGGAGAUAUUCGACAAUUACGGGACACAUAAGACAGAAGAUGUUUUGAAAAAAUACACGCAAAUAACAGAUGAAAAUAGGGAUGAUGAAUGUCUGAAAGACAAAGAGAAGGUGCAUAUAACCACCAUGUAUAUCGGCUUGAAUAUAGCCGUUGAUGAGAAAAAGAAGAUUGAUAUUCACGUUCCGUGCCAAGAUUUCUUUAACCUGUGCCGUUCUUUCCAGGAAUAUGAAGACACAGAGACUUUUUCAUUGGUGAUCAAAUAUGUCAAGUUAUAUGACUUACCAGAUCAUGUCUAUGAUGCUAACGAUCACAGGCCCGUAAAGCCAAGUAAAAAGAGGAAGAAUGAGAAGGCUGGAAAAAAAGCAAAACGGCCUAAGUCAAGUUCUGCAGCGAUCCCCGAAGGGGAAGAUAGUACAAUUGCCGAUGGAUUUACGGUAUCAGAAGAGCCCCAUUCUUUAACAACUUCAAAAUCAGGGGCAGAAGUGUCUGUCGCUGCUGGUGGAGCAAUGAACUAG